AUGGCUAGCGCAGAAUCAAGAGCCAUUCGGGCAAAUCGAAGAGCAAACGGUAUUGUAUCCCACGCUACAAAUACACAAAUCCAGAAUUCCUCUAUCGACGGAGAAGACCUACCACCAGAUGCCGAGGCAGACGUAGGAGAAGACUCAUUCUCAACUGGAGAUCCAGGAGGAAGCGGGAAGAUUAAUCAAAAUCUCAACCAAUUGCUAAAUAUCCAACCUAACAACACGGCAGAAGAUCGGCUUAUCGAUCAAGGACUAAUCAAUAUCUCAGACUCUGACAGCUCAGAAUUGGAGAACGCCGACGGGGAGAAGUCAGAAGACGACAGAUCACGUAAAAGUCAAGCAAUUACAGAAUCAAGAGAUACACCAUCUAAUGACUUCGCCGAAUCUAGCGAAAGCGACGACUCCUCAUCAAGCCCCUCUGAUUCUGAAAGUGAAACAGAUGAUUCGGACUCCUCAAGCUCGACAGACUCAUCAGAGACAUCUAGCUCAGAUUCUUCAUCCAUAUCCUCAGGCUCUGGUUCAGACACGGAAUCUUCGAACAGAAGCAACAGCUCAUCCUCUUCUUCGGAAGAAGGAGAAGAAGAUAAGCAUAAGAAGAAGAAACGUAAGAGUAGUUCUCAUUCCAUAGUUUAA
This is a messenger RNA of Melampsora larici-populina 98AG31, 636 nucleotides long. RefSeq lists its product as uncharacterized. NCBI's taxonomy places the organism in Eukaryota, Fungi, Basidiomycota, Pucciniomycetes, Pucciniales, Melampsoraceae. Bases 1 to 636 code for a protein of 211 amino acids. The record is from RefSeq and is a predicted model, not a curated record. The transcript has a single exon.